AUGUCGUUCGGCAGCGCAGAACCCAAAGGGUGGACUCACCACCUCGUCGCGCCCACUCCAGAUUCCGAAGUCAAGAUCCACUAUGUCGACUGCCCACCCACCACCUCUUCCCCUUCUUCAACACCCAAAACCAUUCUCCUCAUCCACGGCUUCCCUCAGACAUGGUACGAGUUCCGGCACAUCAUCCCCGCGCUCACCGAGAUGGGUCUGCGUGUCGUUGCGGUGGACUAUAGGGGUGCGGGGGCCUCCACCCGCCCGGUCGGGGGAUACGACAAGAUGACGAUGGGUAAAGAUCUGGGUGAUCUGGUGGUGAAUGUGCUGGGGCUCAAGAAGGUGUUGGUAUUGGGACAUGAUAUCGGGUCGAUGGUGGCUGUGGGGAUGACGUUGCAGUUUAGGGAUGUGGUGGAGGGGUUGAUGAUCAUGGAGGGCCCCAGUCCGGGUACAAAAGCAUAUGACACCAUCACCCGGGACGACAAGUUCACCUACGGCCCGCUGUACCACUGGUUCUUCCACGCUCAGCCUGACGUCCCGGAGCUUCUGGCGCACGGCAAGGAAAGGCAGUACAUCUCGCACUUCUUCACUCGGCUAUGCUACAAUCCCGGUUUCAUGCCCAAGGAGGAUCUGGAUGUUUAUGCCAAUGCGUAUGAGCAGUUCGGAGCCAUGCGAGCAGGUUUCGACACAUACCGCGCUUUCCGCCAAGACAGGAAAGACUUCCAGGCGCACAUGGCGAAGAACCCAAAGCUCAGCAUGCCAGUCUUGGCUGCUGCUGGUGAUGCCUGCUUUUUCGCAGACUACUACGAGGACAUGGCCAAGGAGUUUGCAGACAAUGUGAGCUUCAAGGUCGUCGCUCGAUCUGGACACUGGAUGCCGGAGGAGAACUCGGAGGGGUUCAUCAAUAUGAUCAAGGAGUUCUUGAACGAGCAGAAGCUGCUGUAA
This is a messenger RNA of Dioszegia hungarica, 936 nucleotides long. RefSeq names its product alpha/beta hydrolase fold protein. The coding region runs from base 1 to 936 and encodes 311 amino acids. Gene Ontology annotation, molecular function: hydrolase activity. The transcript is spliced from 5 exons. The record is from RefSeq and is a predicted model, not a curated record. Lineage: Eukaryota; Fungi; Basidiomycota; Tremellomycetes; Tremellales; Bulleribasidiaceae.